Molecule: messenger RNA, 2702 nt
Organism: Dicrocoelium dendriticum
Lineage: Eukaryota; Metazoa; Platyhelminthes; Trematoda; Plagiorchiida; Dicrocoeliidae
Source: the annotation of a GenBank genome assembly
GGACCGUAGUCUAGUAAUGCAGUAUGAUUCAAUGAAAGCAGCUUGUGAGAUCAUUGAUCGGCUGAAGAGCCAGGGUCUGUUUGAUAGAAUUCGAAAGCAGUGCUUGGAAGACAUUGAUUCUGAUCCUGAAUACGUAGCGCUACAGAAGAAAGUGGCUUCUUUUGUAUCUGGUUUCCUUCGAAGUCAGACGAAACCGGCGGAAACCGAAAGGUUGCGACUGCGGGAACGCUUGCGUGGCGAACUGUCACGCACGACAAUGCUCAGUAUAGGUGUCAAUAACGUUGUCAAUAACGCCAUACGAUCGAAGCUACCGAAUACUUUUCAGCAUCAGAUAAAGAAAGUAGUAUGCGAAUCCCUCGGAGUUACUUACGAAGAUCAUACAAAAUUUCGGCAUACUGCCACAUCGGGGACGAGGUUCUCUUCAUCUGUGGUUCCUCCCAGCUCCAUGAAUGUGUCACGCAGAUUUGCGGAAACGAAUGUUCCUCAACCACCCGUACCUCAUUUGGGAUCUACUAACACAGUUGGUACUUCGCUUGUCUACGGAUUUGGUUCCAUGCUGCCUACCCCACACACAAUACUUCCACCGCCACCUCCACCGCCUCCACCACCGCCUCCCCCUCCACCCCCACCUCCCACGUUGCCACUAGCUUCCGCCGUACCUAUUGUUGCUGCCAAUUACUGGGUUCCUGCUGUCCCAACGACUUUCGGUUCACUACCGGGAUUACCAUCCCAAUUCGGGGCCUCAGGUUCGCUGCCUGUUGCAUCGUCAGUUCAACCCACACAUCCACCACUUGCAGUUGUAUCUGAGGGGUUUUUCACGGAGGCAACUCCCAAUAUGAAUCCACAACUUAUGUUGGGGACUUCCGAAGACAAUGUUCAAUGCGACGAUCCUAUGGAACUCGAAUCAUCUCACUCGGGAAGCCCAAUUCUUGAAGACAAUGAGGCCUGCCUAACGUCGAGUGGAUUUGUGGAACCGCGACCUGCUUCACUGGAUGCCGUUCAUGGAGGCGAAAGACAGUCUUCCACCAAUCAGGUUGUUUGGCGUGGUGUUCACUUGGAGCUGGAUGACGUGUCUGAGGAAGAUGACCCUAGGUCGUUUUCAUCCAUGAGUCAGCGAUGUCGGUCUUCCCGAUCACUGGCUAAUCAGAAGAACCCAUCACCAGAGUCUAUCUCCCCUUCAAUGCCCUCGCACGAAUGCAUGUCUCAAUUGAAAGAUUAUUUUCUGGCCCGCUCUCACUACAGUAAUUCUACCAUAUUCAGUCGCGAUGAAUCUGCUCGCGGUUCACCUUCCAUACCAGAGGCCCCUGUUAAACUGCAGUCAUCAGAUGAAGAAUACCUGCCUCAGCACCGCGACCCCGAUCUACUUGGAUCCAGUUGUCUGAAAGAGUGGGAUCUUUCUUCCCACGGACGCCCCUUCCUCCGGGAUCCGAAUAGUCCUCUCGGUCGCUCACCAUCCAUGGUCCGGUUUCCAGAUAUUCGGCGUACUUCCGAUAGAACGCGAACUCCUGGGUCCCGGCACCACUUUUCUGAUGAGCUAUUGUCCCAGUCCCCUGACUCAUUUCUCAGGGAGAGAUAUCCGGUUCAGAUAAGUCCUCAAAAUCUGGUUACCCGAAAGCCCGCCUAUUCUCGACAUUCGGUUUCGGAUUCCUACUGGCCCAAAUCUGAUCGGUCUAACGCUGGCGGUUGUCCAACUCGACCGUCACCACGUAGUGUUGCGCGUGCCCCGUCUAGCCCACUGGUAUCUUCUGAUGAAAAACCAGAAGCCAUCUCUCCGCCACAAAGCCGUCGGUUUGAAAAUCGCUUUUCCAUCACCAGUCAUGAAACCCGUGCCCUACAAGUUUAUUCUGAUGUGGACUCAUCGGAUUCUCCGUCGUCACAUAGACACCGUUCUGUAUCGCUGUCUGAGGUGUCACCAAGUUCAGCUUCCUCGCGUGAACAAUCUAGGAGGCGCAACGAGAAACACCUAACUGUACGUAAACGGGAAAUCGAAGCGAGAUUGCGUGAAAUUCGCUCUACUGAACGUCAUUUGUUGGAAGAAAGUUGUGCUCCGCAACACCGACGUCAUUUUACCAAGAGACGGUCGAAACAAGAGUUAAGAGGACACCGAGAACCCAGGCAUCACCAUUCCAGAUCUUCUGCUAAAUACCGGCGCGCAGAGCGUUCUUCCAAUUCAUCCGAUUCUGAACCCCGACUUCAUAGAACACACAGCAAUCGACGAAACGGGCGAUACUGAAUAUCGACUUCGUGUAUAUUUCUCUUUUCUGCGUCUUAUAUAUCACUCAUCCGGGUCAAUCGCGUUCGUUUUAAUUCGCAUCCGCUACAAUGACACUUGUCUAUUUCGGGAUAUCGACUGCGUAAGAACCUAGUUUUCGCUCUUUUCGGACUCAUUCUGCCUGUGAUCGUUUACACCUAAUCCAUGGACAUUUGUACCGCUGACUGCAAUCGAAGCGAUUUUGUGCUUGAUGCCUCGAUUAGAGUAAACAUUCAUUCAGUGGACCAGAAUGCAUGAAUAGUGCAUAUCUGCUACGCCAUUUUACUUCCACUAUUGUACAAUUUAACUCAAAUCGCUUUAAUUCCCAGCUUACUUUCCGCGCCUCACAAUGCUGAAUUACAAAUAACUUGCUAGGCUGACUCGUCACGAUUUUCCAAUACGUACAAUAAGUGGAGGAUCUAAUCAUUUGUCUGUUUGGUCGCUUCGCCAU